ACUCGGGAAGAUCAAUGUGGUAAGUUUAACCAUAUACUUGUAAGUUUAACCAUAUACAAAAUGUGCAGCAAAGACCAGAUUAACCAUAUACUCGGGAAGAUCAAUGUGGUAAGUAUAACCAUAUACUUGUAAGUUUAACCAUAUACAAAAUGUGCAGCAAAGACCAGAUUAACCAUAUACUCGGGAAGAUCAAUGUGGUAAGUUUAACCAUAUACUUAUAAGUUUAACCAUAUACAAAAUGUGCAGCAAAGACCAGAUUAACCAUAUACUCGGGAAGAUCAAUGUGGGCCUGCCAUCGUGGUCGCGCGGGCUGGAGGCCGCAGAAGCAGCCCGCGCGCGCCUCGUGCGCUGGGCGUGCGGCGAGGCGCCCGAAGAGCCCCCGCGCAAGAAGAUGCCGCACGCGCUGCGCAAGCGGUGGCCGCUGUGCCCAUGUUUGCAGAAUGACGAGCCUCCAGAGAUCACAUACUGCGUGGUGGGCGGCACGGGCGGGCUGGCGCUCCAGGCCGUCACGCCCACGCACCCCAUGCCGCCGCAGGACGAGCUCGACGCCAAGUUCGCCGAGCUGGUGGAAGAGCUGGACCUGACAGCAGUGAACAAAGCGGCCAUGAUGGAGCUACCAGCCGCUAAGAAAUGGCAGAUCUACUGCAGCCGACGGCCGCCGCCGGGCGUGGUCAUGCCAAUGGGAACGGCGCCACAAGUCGAGGAGUACAUUAAGGCGCUCAACGAGAUCGCUGACGCGUUCGCCUCAUCGGAAGGCAUAGUCGCCCCAGAAUCCUGCGCGCUACUCGACGGCUUGAAGACAGCACUCCGCACACGCGCCCACAGCUUUGUACUGCGAUUCGUGAAGCAAGGCGGUCUUGGAGCCCUAUUAGAUGCCCUGCAGCGGGCGCCCCGGGACGAUGCCAUCAACAGGCAUAACCUUAUUGCGGGCAUCAAGGCCCUGAUGAACAACUCGACGGGCCGCGCACACGUACUCGCACACCCGACCAGCAUCGAUCUGAUCGCGCAGUCCCUGGACACCGAGAACGUCAAGACCAAGGUCGCCGCGCUGGAGAUCCUCGGCGCCGUCUGCCUCGUGCCCGGUGGACAUAAAAAGGUGCUAGAAGCAAUGGUCCACUACCAGAAGUACGCAGCGGAGCGCGCUCGCUUCCAGUCCAUCAUCAACGAACUGGACCGCAGUACGGGCGCCUACCGAGACGACCUCGGCCUUAAGACUGCUAUUAUGUCCUUUGUCAACGCUGUUUUGAAUUAUGGUGCUGGAGAAGACAGCUUGGAGUUCCGACUGCACUUGAGAUAUGAGUUCUUGAUGCUGGGGAUACAGCCUGUUAUCGAGAAACUCCGCAAAUACGAAAAUGAAACCCUCGACCGGCACAUCGACUUCUUCGAAAUGAUCCGCAACGAGGAUGAAAAAGAACUCGCCAGGCGAUUCGACAAACAACACGUCGAUACCAAGAGCGCAGGAACAAUGUUCGAGUUGCUGAGAAGGAAACUGAGUCAUACUGCUGCUUAUCCUCAUCUACUGUCUAUGCUUGAGCACAUGCUGCUGUUACCCUUGGAAUACAAUCCUCACGCGCAACACUGGCUCCUCCUCGACCGAGUCGUCCAACAGAUCGUCCUCCAGCAACCCAACGCCGGCAGCCGCUCCACCAGCUCCCAGGAGACAGACCGGGACGACCGCACUGAUAUCAACAAGGUGUACGACCCCGACGUGGCGCCGCUCGACAUCAACGUGGCCGAGGUCGUGCACCUCCUGGCCAAGGAAGAAGAGCUGGUCGCCGCCAGGACCAAGGCCGACAACUUGGAGAAGGAGAACGUAGAUCUCGCCACGGAGUUGGCCAAAAAGGAGAAGCAAGUGGACCAGCAGAGCCAGGAGCGCGAGGAGCUGGAGAACGUGGUGGCGCGCCUCCAGGAGCGGCUCGAGCGCGAGACGGCCGCGCACAUGGAGAGCUGCGACCGGGCGCGCCACGCGGCCAUGAGGGCCACUCAACUUGAACAACAGUUGAACCAAGAAAGAUCAGAACGUGCGAGGUUUGAGAAACUAGUCAGCGAGGGAAGCAUACCUGACGAUGCCAAGGUCAGCAACCUCAAGAGCGCCGUGAUCGAGACCUGCAGCGUCCCUCCCCCGCCGCCCCCUCCCUCCCUCUGCCCCCCGCCCCCGCCGGCCCCCGCGCCCCCCGCCGCCCCCGUACCCCCCGCCCCACUGGCCCCCCUGCCCCCUGCGACCCCCAAACCCAAGAAGAACGUGCCCACCCCCGGCAACCCCCUGAAGAGCUUCAACUGGAGCAAGCUGCCGGACACGAAGCUGCACGGGACGAUCUGGCAGGAGCUCGACGAUACGAAGCUGUAUAACGCUAUGGAUUUGAAUACGAUCGAUAAGAUGUUCUGCGCUUACCAGAAGAAUGGAGUGCAGAAUGAGGGUUCAGUAGAAGACCUUCGUCAGUUGGGUUCGAAGCCACGCACGAAAAUCCUAUCAGUCAUUGACGGGCGCCGCGCGCAAAAUUGCACCAUCCUGCUGUCCAAGCUCAAGAUGUCCGACGAGGAGAUAUGCCGAGCGAUCCUGCGUAUGGACAGCGGAGAGCAGUUACCAAUCGACAUGGUAGAGCAACUAGCCAAGUUCACGCCAAGCGCGGAGGAAGCAGCAUUACUGGAGGAGCAUCAAGAUGAGCUCGAUAAUAUGGCGCGCGCCGACCGCUUCCUCUACGAGAUCUCCAAAAUCCCUCACUACUCGCAGCGCGUGCGCACGCUGCUGUUCAAGAAGAAGUUCGCGGCGGCCGCGGCCGAGGCGGCGGCGCGCGCCUCCACCGUGCUGCGCGCGGCCAGGGAGAUGACGCGCUCGCGGCGGCUGAGAGCGUUACUGGAGGUCGUGCUCGCGCUAGGGAACUACAUGAACCGAGGAGCGCGCGGCAACGCAUCCGGUUUCCGGUUGUCGUCACUGAACAAACUGGCCGACACCAAGUCCAGCGUCACGCGCAACACCACGCUGUUGCAUUAUCUCGUGGAACUGCUUGAGACACAGUUCAAGGACAUCCUGCUGCUGGAGGAGGACGUGCCGCACGUGCGCGCGGCCGCCAAGCUGUGCGCGGAGCAGCUGGAGCGCGACGUGGGCGCGCUGCGCGCCGGCCUGCGGGAGGUGCAGCGCGAGGUGGAGUACCACCUGUCGCUGCCGGCGCCGGCGCCCGGCGACGCCUUCCUGCCCGUCAUGCGCGACUUCCACGCGCACGCCGUCUGCUCCUUCACGCAGCUCGAGGACCUGUUCCAGGACAUGAAGAGCCGCCUGGAAGCGUGCGCGCACGCCUUCGGCGAGGAGCCCAGCGCGUCCCCCGAGCAGCUGUUCGGGGCCCUCGACCUGUUCCUCACCCAGCUGCUCGAGGCCCGCGCCGAGUGCGACGCGCAGCGACGCCGCCGAGACGACGAGGAGCGCCGCACCAGGCACGAGCAGGAGCUCAAAAAACGCACCAUGGAGCGCAAGCAGGCCUCCAGCCUCCUCGGCUCCGUGGGCAAGGCGCUCGGCGGCGGCGCCCGCGCCGACGCAGCCCGCGACGCGCACGGCCAGAAGGGUGAGUUCGACGACCUCAUCUCCGCGCUGCGCACCGGCGAUGUCUUCGGAGACGAUGUGGCUAAGUUUAAAAGGUCUAGGAAGACCUCCAAGACGCAGAAAGGUAGAGAUUCACCGCCCAGAGGCGUGUGCAGGGAGGAUUCUAGAGAGAGAACUAAGAAUUGAAGGAAAGGAACGGGGCCUAGACGAGUGACGCGUUUACAGACGACGGUUGAAAUUUAACCCGGAGCGUAGCCCGCCUACGACGCGAAAACUCAUAUGGAUAGUUUGUAUUCACGUCCAUUGGACUUGGAGAUUAGUUUUCUACCGACGAGAUAUCGCGACCACUGGACGGGUGGAAAUAUGGAAUUGAUGAUUUGACUUUCCGUCGCAUCUAUCAUUUCCAUUUUGACUUUUUGCAUUGACGUUUGUCGACAAAUGAUCGUCAUUGACUACGGCCUCAGAAAGGUACUAAUAAGGUAAUAAUGUGUGUAAAAUCGGCGUCGAUAGAAUAGCGCCUAUGCGAGAUUUGGCAUUUCUGAAUCUAAAGAAAUUAUGCCAAAGUAUGGCUUUGACGCUCCGCCCCUGGCGUGGGGAGAGGAUUUUAGAAGAAUUAAAUGGGUGGAUCAAGUAUUUAUUAUCAUCGUUCUGCCAGAAGAAAUAUUAAGCACUGUUUGAUAGAAAAGGACGGCCUACGGCCCAUUACGGAAAGGGAUCAAAACUACCACAAAAGUGUACCUUUUACAAAGGUUUUAAGUGUAAGGAAGAUUGUAACUAUGGCAACGAGAGACGACAUGAUUCACCCAAAUUUUGGAUUCGGGAUCAGUAAGCUCAAGUAGUCAAAAGUGUAAAUAAAGUUAACCAAGUGAAUGAAAAGUUGGAUAGUGUGUUUAAAGGUCGCUAGUGUGACAACGAAUUGUGAAAUCCGAUGCCAUUUUGUUUUCUAAUAAAUUCGGUGCCUAAUUUUGAAUUUAGAACGGUUUCAUUGUCUCUUCCAACGCGAACUGAACGAAGACUGUACGUUAUUCCAUAGAAUUUGAUUUUAGAACGUUAUCUAUAAGCGUUUGUGUGAUUUGAAUAACCAUAGAGUAGCGCGUAUUGUUUUUUUACUCGAAUUUUAUGAGUAUUUACAGUUGUAAUGGAAUUCUAUCAAGUAAUAGGGACGCUAAGCACGAAAAAUUUCGUAUUUUUCGUUUCGUAUUCUUUUCGUAUUCCUAUCUCUAUCACACGUGCAUAAUUAUAUUGCUAUCCUGCUCGCACAGUGCCAUUGACCGCCGGCAUCAUAGAAACAUGCAGGUCAAUGUACAAAAUUCAUCGUGCUUAGCGUCCUUACUUUACAUCUACCGUCAGUUCCGUGACUCACGGUUGGAGAAAUAUAUCCUAGACCAUUUUGGCUUGCAUUUUAAUCUGUAUUUAGAUUUAGGCCAUUUUCAUUAAUCUUUAGAGUAAGAGAAAUAUUGAUUUCUCCAACUGUCAGAUCACCGUAGCCCCAUAUAAAGUACGGACGCUAAGCACAAAGAAUUUCGUACAUUGAAACGCCAUUUUUUACCUCUACCUAUAUCCUGCCGAUGAUGCCAGCGUUCAAUGCCAAGGUGUGAGCGUGACAGUAGUGUAAUUCUACGCGCGUGUGAUAGAGAUAGAAACAGGCGUGUCUAUGUACGAAAUUCUUCGUGCUUAUCGUUCAUACUUUAGUCUCGUUAUUACAGUAUUUUAACAUAUCGUUGUGGAAUUUUGGACAAGUAUUGCUUAUUCUCUGUGUGACUGUUAGGGAAUUGACCGUAUGCAAACAUUCGUUGAUUGUAAGAUAAAUAAAGUCUAUAAAAUUUGUACUUCGAUUUGACAGCUAUACCUAGUUAAUUUUUUUACAUUAGUAAAAAGGUAAACAAUCUUUACACGUCUUUUUAUUGGAGAACGGUUUUUGAAAACCGGUAACUAUUACUUAUCGUAUAUGAUUUAUAAUUGUUGCAUAUCUGCCGUGAUUUCUUUUACAAAAGUGUUUUUCAAUAAAAAGUCACGUCAAAAUCGUUUACCAUCUUUCUAAUGGUAAAAAAACGAACUAUAAUCUAGAUGGCGCUACGGCUCCGUUAGUUGUCAAUAACUUUAGGUGUCAAUGUAACGUUUGACAAUAGGGAAUAUUACGCGAAACUCUGCGUAGGGGGCGCCACUACCACAAUCCAUCACAAUCUGAGGAUCUACCGAAACAAGAAAAUCGAAAUUUCGUUAUCUAACCUCUCUAUCACUCUUGCAUAUUCGAGCGAUGAAGUAGCAGAUAACUUUUAGAUUUUUGCGUUUCCCGGUAGGUUUGUAAACAAACCGCUUUGAUGCAUCAAUGUCAUAUUUUAUUAUCUGUGAAAACUUGUCAAAAAACAGUUUAAGGCACAGUAUGUAAAAGUUACUUUGUGGUUUAUGAAAGGUGCUAGUGCUGCACUCUGGCGACAGAACAUUGCAGUAAUACUCCCUUUUCCGUUACCACGAAAAAGGCGUCGUACAGCGCCAUCUAUUUUUUGCCGCCAAACUUGUUGUGAAUAUUUCAGACUUAUCUCUUUACAAUGAAUAACUCUGUCGUAUGCUUCAUGUAUGUAACUGAGAAUCCUUAAUAUAGGAAUUGACUGUAUAAUGUGCCGAUAAGAUUUUGACAUUUUGAUACUUUGAUAACAAAGUUUUGGAUACAUUUACACAGCUCCACCAACAUUAAAUUUAAUUUAAUUCUGAUUCUUUGUAAAUAUAAUUUUAAUUUAUCAAAAUUUGUUGAGAUUUUAAUAAGUAAUUUAUUAAAAUGCGUGUCUAUGAGAGUUUAAUUGUAAAUUUUAUGUUUUGUUCAGUAUUUCUUAAGCGUAUAACUGUGCAUGCAACCAGGCGUGUUGUCUCAAAUGUUUCCAAGCCGAUAUAUACUUUAAACUUGAUACUUUAAAGUCUAUUUUGCUGUUAACAUUUGGUACGAGACGCAAUGAUACGUGUUGUUGACUGUACAUUAAUAUAUUGUACCUUAAUAUAAACACUAUUUAAUAAAAACUUGAAACACUAA
Cydia pomonella (codling moth) is the source of this 6560-nucleotide messenger RNA. RefSeq names its product disheveled-associated activator of morphogenesis 1 (gene DAAM). Bases 239 to 3721 code for a protein of 1160 amino acids. Gene Ontology annotation, molecular function: small GTPase binding; actin binding. The transcript is spliced from 22 exons. The record is from RefSeq and is a predicted model, not a curated record. Gene Ontology annotation, biological process: actin cytoskeleton organization; positive regulation of actin filament polymerization. Lineage: Eukaryota; Metazoa; Arthropoda; Insecta; Lepidoptera; Tortricidae.